UAACAGUUUGCUGAACUAGUAUGUGAUGACCAAGUACAUUGAAGAUUUUUAUGGUCAGUAUUGCAUUCAGCGCAUCAAAUCUGUCGAUGAAUACUAUCAACCCAAACUGCGAGAUUCGCGCGUGUUGUCAUCGGGUGAUUGGAUCAAGUCGAAGAUCCACGCAGUUGAUGAUUCCAUCGACUACAAACACAGUGAUGAUGUACUGACUUUGGCAAGGACGGAUACACGUAUAUAUUGCAAUAUCAAUUCAAUGAAGUGGAUAAACCGGAGAUGCUUGAAGACCAAGAUUUAUUUCAACAAGCAAACGUUGAACGCAGUGUGGAAUACAUCCUUGCAGCUAACUCUUAAGAUGAGCGAUUGCAUAAUUUAUGCACGAUGAUUCGAAGUGAUUGGUUCUGCAACAACCAAAACGUAUGGAACCUUGCUGAAUUUUUUGCUCGUCAACCUUAUAUUGAUUGGUAUUUGAUGCGCAAGACCUAUGUGCUCAGACAGAAAGGAGAGGUUUUUAACAUGGAGUUUACUACCAAAAAAAUUGAUGGAUAGUUUGAUUUCAAGUGUAAUCCAUCACUGACCGAAGACAAGCUGAAAGGGGUUGCUGCUGGCUGUAAUCCUGCUGCAUACAAGAAAUGGAGCCUAAUAAAACUUUCACUUCGAAGACGUUUGAGCUUUCUACACUUGAUCAUGAUUUCGAAUUGACAUUCAUAUCUGAGCGGAUGUCGGCAUAACAAACCCAACUCGUGGAACUUGUCGAGCAUGCGUUCAGCCAAUGUAAUACAUCAUUUGAGAUUGAUGUAUUCGAGAAUUGGGCGAAAAAGCAUCUAGUGAUCGAGAACAAACCAAGGGGUCACUUUGAUCUAAAUUUCAGUGCUUCCGAGAAGAUAUUGAAAGCUACAAACUUCAAGUCUCUUCAUUUGCUGAAACGAUUUGCGCCCUACUUCAUCCAAAAGCUCUAUGCCCUUAAAGGAUCAGAUAUCACCGACUACAAGCGUAAGCUAAAAGAGGACGAUAAUUUUGUGAUCAAGGCAUAUGAUCCAAAGUACUUCUUCAAGGUGAAAAUCCAGUUCAUUGAAAACAAGAAGCCACGUAUCACCCUGUCUGACCUUCUCAAUAUUUCACAAGUUUGCAAAUACUGUCUGCAAAUGGGAACAUGAUCCAGAUGAUAUGGAGACAUUCAGCUUAGCAAAUCUACUGCUGGCAAAGAAUCUGCACGAAGAAAUUACCAAAUCUGACUUGCACCCAGUACCAGUCGAUUACUUGAAGCGUACUAUUUGUUUCAACCACCCUGAGGUACCAGUAGUUGACGGAAUAUACUGGUAGCCUUUGUCACUAUCCAGACAUCAAAACAAGAUAUACCCGUGACGUAUUUAAUGGAGAAGCAGAUUGGCAAGUCGAAGUUCUUCAAGCUCCUUACUGGUCUUCUGGAAAUAGCAAAUACUCACAUGACUCAGCAUCUCACCAAUGACCUUGGAGAGCAUGGAACUCCACAACUUUGACAUAAAAUGUGCUGGUUUGAAGAAAUUGCUGGUUAUAAGCGCUUUUCUAAUUGAUUGAAGCAAAUGAAGUGAGCUAUCACGGAUUCCCUGAAAUUUAGUCGAAAACUAUACAAUGAAGAAGAAAUACAUGUGAAUUUAUUAGUCCUUCCAACAACUAGAUUGGCAUUGUCGACGACGAAAUGACAAUGUUCGAUGCAAAUUCGGCGGACAGCACAACAAGAUCUAUUAUGACAGGCUGAUUGGGAAAGUAAUUAAGAGUGAGAACGAGAUGAACAAAUUCUGCACAUAUUUGAAGCAGUUUACCAAUUCCAAGCCAAAAUCCUUCUUCCGAACGUCUAUCUAUGAUUCUAAGACAGCUGUAGCAAUGAAGGCAUUGUAAACUAUGUCAAUGAACGUAAGGAAUCGGGUCUUAAUGGAUUCGUACACACUGAAUCGCAAAGCCAAUAUCGCGUGGAGAGAGAGCCAUUAUGUAUCAGCACUAUUAAAGGUGGUGUGAGGUAGCAGGUGAGGUCCCCAAUAAUCGCUCGGAAUUUCGUAAGAAGAUCUUGAAGUUGGACAAGCGUAUCACAUUCAAGCGAUACAAGAAAGUGGAGCCACUCCUUAUUGAUUCUUCUUUCCUAUCGACUUGAAUUAGCAUCUCGAAGUAACAAUACGGCGAUUGCGUCGAGGUUGAGCCAUGCCGACGAUCUUUUUGGUUUAGGUGACAUCGUCCACUCAAGCACUGCAUAAAUUGAUAUCUU
Messenger RNA from Plasmopara halstedii, 2233 nucleotides. RefSeq lists its product as uncharacterized. The coding region runs from base 26 to 379 and encodes 117 amino acids. The transcript has a single exon. The record is from RefSeq and is a predicted model, not a curated record. Lineage: Eukaryota; Oomycota; Peronosporomycetes; Peronosporales; Peronosporaceae.